CACGUCCUGCCCGCCCGCCCGGUGCGCGCAGCCCCGCGCCCCCAGCGCCGCUCGCAGGGGGGCCUGGAGCACCAUCCAUUGUGGAGCAAAGAGAUGCUUGGAGGCCGAGCUGGAGCUGGUUUCUAAGAUGGAGGGGCAGGAUGCAGCCGGCUCCCGGGCAGAAAAAGGCCCUCCUAUGAUCCAGGCUGGGAGCAGCAGCAAGUUUUGGGAAAGAACCAUGCAGAAGAUCCUGGAUGAGGACAAGACCGACUCGGAUGCACAGCGCCAGAACUUCCGGGGGUUCUGCUACCUGGAGGCCAAGGGGCCCCGGGAGGUGUGCAGUCGGCUGCAUGACGUUUGCUAUCAGUGGCUGCAGCCGGACAUACGCACCAAGACCGAGAUCCUGGACCUGGUGAUCCUGGAGCAGUUCCUGGCCAUCCUGCCAGCGGAGAUGGCGAACUGGGUGAGGGAGUGCGGAGCGGAGACCAGUUCCCAGGCGGUGGCCCUGGCGGAGGGCUUCCUCCUGAGCCAGGCCGAGGACAGGAGGCAGGAGGAGCCACAGAUGUCUUUAGCCAAAGGACCCGCGGACGUCCCUGAAGCAGAGAGCUCUCUCUCAGACACGACCCAGAAGCUGCUGUUCAGGUGGAUCGUACAGGAGGGUGACCAAAUUGCUGCCUCUCCAGGAAAUGGAAUGACACUUGGAGAAAGUGAUACGAAACGCUGGGUUCCUUCCAGGCCACCUUCUCUUGACAGUGGAGUGGAGGCAACUUGUGUGCAACCGGAACAGGACCAGGUGACCUUUGAAGAGGUUCUGGUGGAUUUCACGGAGGAGGAGUGGGCUCUGCUGGAUCCAGACCAGAGGGCUCUGCACAGAGAAGUCAUGGAGGAGAACUGCAGAAACCUGGCCUCUCUAGAUGAUCUGAAGAAGAGCAAUAAAAUGAGUGAACAACAGCAGAGGAAGACAGAAGAAAAACAGAAAAACAAUUCCAUUGUUUUUGAAAGG
Molecule: messenger RNA, 982 nt
Organism: Varanus komodoensis (Komodo dragon)
Lineage: Eukaryota; Metazoa; Chordata; Lepidosauria; Squamata; Varanidae
Product: zinc finger protein 213-like
Exons: 6
Biological process (GO): regulation of DNA-templated transcription
Source: RefSeq, a predicted model, not a curated record